CUGUGCGCGGUUUUGCUGUCUUUCUUUUUGUAUUUAGAAGUUAAAAGAGAACUACUUUUCCUAAACACUGUAGAAAGUUUAUAAUCAAGCUGAGCUAGCCAUGUGAUAUGGCUUGCACAAAGGAGGAAAUAGAAAGAAAGCGCCUCGCUGCAUUACAAAAGCGGCAAAACAAGACACAGGAUCAAAACAAAUUCAUCGUGUCUUCCGCAUCUCCAAUCAGCACAUCGUCACCUCGGACCCCUUUAAGGCAAUCUUGGGCUGGUCCCGUACGAAAUUCUAGUAACUUUGGUAAUGGAAUUAGGAGUUUCCAUCCUUAUGCAAAGCCUGAAAGCAGCGGGUCAGAAAGCAGUGUGCCGGUCACUAAAGUUGUGAGUGGUACUGUGUACCUCAUUUCGGAAGAGAGGUUCGAGGUUAAUCCGUCGGAAUUCUGCCCUCCUCUCAUAAAUGUCUUCAAAACUAUACCUUCUAAGAGCUAUGAUCCCUCAUCCAAACUAUGGAAUUUUUCUAUAAAUGACUACCAAGAGUUGAUGUCCAAGGUGGCUCCCCUAGCCCCCCACAUAGUGCUUGGAGCCCUGCCGCAGUUUGUGCUGAAGAUCCUACGGACUCAGAUCACAGACCCAAGGACUCUGGACUUGUCUCCCAUUGAGUCUACACUUAGGAAUAAGCUGAUGCCGUUCCAAGAAGAUGGAGUUAGAUUUGGCAUAGCACAUCGUGGCCGCUGCAUGAUAGCUGACGACAUGGGCCUCGGGAAGACCUUCCAAGCCCUGGCUAUAGCCAGCUAUUACAAACACAACUUCCCCUUGCUCAUCGUUACUACUUCUUCUAUGAGAGAAACUUGGCAGAGCAAGAUCCAUGAGCUCCUGCCAACUAUCCCGAUGAUGAAUAUCGUCACACUGAGCAGCAACAAGGAUGCUCAGCUAGUUGCUGACAGACAGACGCAAAUAGUGAUAGUAAGCUACAAGAUGGUGACAAUCCACAAGGAUCUACUCAGAGACAAGAAGUUCGGCGUCGUUAUUAUAGACGAAUCUCAUCAAGUGAAGACCCCAAACGCCAAAUGCACGCUAGCGCUCAAAAAUAUCUCAAAAUUGAGUGCUAGAAUGAUUUUAUUGAGUGGCACACCGGCUCUGAGCCGACCUAUUGAACUUUACACUCAGCUUGAGCUUAUUGAGCCUAAGCUCUUCAACUCCUAUAAUGAAUAUGGUAAAAGGUACUGCGCUGCCAAGCAAACCAAUUUCGGGUGGGACAUGACCGGGCAAUCAAACUUGGCUGAACUGCAAGUUAUACUACAGAAGCGGUUCCUCAUCAGGCGCACCAAGGAGGAGGUCCUUACUGAACUGGAACAGAAGACCAGAGAAUCAGUGCUCCUAGACGAGACGCUCCUAGAAUUCAGCAAGGAAGAUAAGACGGGUCUCACCCAGAUGGCUGAAUCCUACCGCUCGUGCAAAGCUUCGGAACGGCAUACUGCGCUGUUGAAUUUCUUUAGCGAAUCGGCCCGUGUCAAGAUACCAGCCAUAUGUAAAUACAUCCGCCAACUGCUAAGUUCGUCCACGGACAAGUUCCUGGUGUUCGGCCACCACCGCGCCGUGGUCGACGCGAUAUGCUCCACGCUGGACGAAGAGCAGGUCCAUUACAUCUGCAUCACCGGCUCCACUCCGACUAACGCCAGGGCCGAUUUAGUAGACAAGUUCCAGUACGUGGAGUCCUGUCGGUGCGGCGUGCUGUCCAUCACGGCGGCCAACAGCGGGCUCACACUCACGGCCGCCAAGCUGGUGCUGUUUGCCGAGCUGCACUGGAACCCUGGCAUCCUGACGCAAGCGGAGUCGCGCGCGCAUCGCAUAGGGCAGCAGGGCGGCGUGUGCGCGCGGUAUCUGUUGGCCAGAGGGACCUGCGACGACUAUAUGUGGCCCAUGCUACAAGGAAAACUCAAUGUACUGAACGACGUUGGUCUAAGCGGGGACUCGUUUGAAGGCACCACCACCAAACACCAAGAAAGCAAAACCAACAUAACCCAGUACUUAAGCCCAAAAUGUCCGAAGAACCCAAACGACUACAUCCCAGGCACCAACAUAAGGAAGGACUCCCAAUAUACACAAACCAAUCAAAAUAACAACAGUUCAUUUAACACAUUAGGCGUUAUUGACGCACAUAACCCACAGACCAAUAAAAAUAAUAACAGUUCGUGUACCAUAUUAGGUGAUAUUGGACAAAGUUGUAGUACCACAUUAGGCGAUUUUAACGAGUCAAAGUAUCCACAGACGAAUAAAAAUAACAACAGUUCAUUUACCACAUUAGGCGAUUAUAACGAGUCAAAGAACCCACAGACUAAUAAAAAUAACAACAGUUCAUUUACCACAUUAGGUGAUAUGAGACAAAGUUUUGGUACCACAUUAGGUGAUUUUGACGAGCCUUUUGAUACUAGUGUUAAUGACGCUGAUAUGACUAAGUCGUUUCUAGAUGAUGAUGAAGGCGAUGAAUUGUUAGCUGCGUUGGAUUUAUGAUACUAGA
Cydia amplana is the source of this 2505-nucleotide messenger RNA. RefSeq names its product SWI/SNF-related matrix-associated actin-dependent regulator of chromatin subfamily A-like protein 1 (gene Marcal1). NCBI's taxonomy places the organism in Eukaryota, Metazoa, Arthropoda, Insecta, Lepidoptera, Tortricidae. The record is from RefSeq and is a predicted model, not a curated record. Bases 108 to 2498 code for a protein of 796 amino acids. Gene Ontology annotation, molecular function: ATP binding; ATP-dependent chromatin remodeler activity. The transcript has 14 exons. Gene Ontology annotation, biological process: replication fork processing; DNA repair.